Molecule: messenger RNA, 2081 nt
Organism: Aphanomyces astaci
Lineage: Eukaryota; Oomycota; Saprolegniomycetes; Saprolegniales; Verrucalvaceae
Exons: 1
Coding region: 343-1995 (550 amino acids)
Source: RefSeq, a predicted model, not a curated record
AGGAUAAUCGUCUUAAUUUAUUUAUUUUGCUGCAAUACGAUGCACGAACAAUACCCUGUCGUUUGGCUCCGAGUACGUCAGGGGUGCUUUGAGGUAUUAAAUUUCUACGUAUCUUUAUUGAUCAAACGAUUCACUUCUGAUCGUCUUCAAUGGUAGUAGAACAUUUAGCUAGCUAAGUAGCUAUCUAAAUGUUCUAUGACAGAAUUGAACGGAUACUGUUCCGCAUUCUUCUCGUCCUCCAUGUUUGUUCGAAUUUGGAACACCUAAAAUUCGAUGACCCGACGAUUUUAGAUUGCACCAACUAUCCCCACUUUUGUUUAUCGCACCUUCAUCCCACCAGCAAUGGUUUUUUGCAUGACGAUCUUGGUGAACGCGGCAUUCCUGUCACUCGCAGUUGUGUCAGGCCAGAGCGUCAUCGACCCUGUGCCCCCUUGCCUGGAUGCCCCAGCAGGGUGGUCGGCCGUGCUUGGAUCGCUCACGCAAAUUUCCGUCGAUAAGUCCGUUGUAUGUGGAUUGAAUGCCCUCGGCAAGUUCAAGGUGUACUGCAGUCAGAAAAAACAACCUGCGUCGUGGUGGACGUUGCCAAACGUUGCGUUUAAACACGUGGCGGUACGUGACGGCAUCGUGUUUGGCAUCCAGACCGACGGCAAGCUCGUCACCGGCCCCGUCGGUCCCACAGCCACGUUUGUGGAAGUAUUGACCCCAUUUUGCGAAGCCUCCAAAGUCACCGUCGACGGGUCGACGGUUUGUGUGGUGACCACCCGGAAUCAAGUGUUUUGCGCGAACACAUCGGCCACCGCCGGCUUCCCCGCGUCCGUCAGGUGGCAGAGAUUGGAUGGCACGGUUACCCAACUCGCCCUCGCGGGGUCGACUCUCUAUGGCGUGAAUGGUCAGAACCAACUAUGGAGAGGCAUCGUCACCGCUGGUUCGCUCGCGUCGGGGGUGGCUAGUUGGACACUUGUGCCCACGAUUCAACUGCAGCAAGUUUCGUACGACGGAGUGCGCGUGUGCGGUGUCACACCGGUGCAAAAGGUCGUGUGCUCGUCAGCAGACGGAAAUGCGAUCAAUGGCAACGGCUCUCUAACGUGGACAACAUUGGAAGGCGAGCUGGCGCAAGUGAGUCAGUUUGGCGCGUCGCUGUACGGCGUCGACGCCGCUGGGCACAUUUUCUACCAAGAUCUACUGCCUGGUACUACUCCUACAACAACCCCCCUUACAACCCCUCGAUCGAAUGUCGCUGCUGCGUGGACUGUGGUGCCCACCCCAAACAUCGCCCUCGUGACUGUGUCGUCGUUCGGUUCGAACGUGUGCGGCACUGACAGCGCCGGUUCCAUCUACUGCAGUACCUUUGACGCCAACAACCCGUCGGUGGUCGCGUGGGUGCAACUCCAAGGAGCCCUCCAACAAGUGGUGGUGGGCGCCAAUGGAGUGCUCUACGGUGUGAAUUCUGCAAACGCCAUCUAUUACGCACCUACGUGCAGGGCUACGUCCCCAAGUUGGGUGCAGCAGUGGGGGGCCCUGAACAACAUUGCGACCGACGGCACGGUGCUAUGCGGUGUGAACAGAGGGUCGCAAGUCUACUGUGCAUGGCAAAACAUCCAGUCCAGCACCCCCAACUGGACGUUGUUGGACGGCAGUUUGAAGCAACUGGUCGUGGCCAAUGGUCUCUUGUUUGGCCUCGAUGCCACCAACAAGCUGUGGACAGGUACGUCUACGAAACUCGCGUCCGGCACGGCCUGCUGGAAGGCCAUCGCCAACUCUGCCACGUACUCCCAAAUAUCGUUUGACGGUCUCCGCCUCUGUGGCGUGGUGACCAGUGGAAGCAAAAUCCAGUGCGCCGACGCUGGGCUCGCCACGUCACCAAACUGGUUCGACCUCCCCGGCGCAUCCUCCAACAUGGCGCAUGUGUCAGUUCAACGCAACAACUUGUUUGUGCUCGCGACCAAUUCGACCUUGCUCUACCGAGCUCUCAACACAGGCGACGUCAACUGCUAAGAAUGCAUUCAAGUUGGUUUGUUUAACAUAUCAACAUUUGUUUUUUGUAUUUGAAAAAACAUGCACACGAGUUUUCCUGGAUCGCC